GUUGGCCAGUAUGAAAACCUCACUUUAGCUUCGCAGCAUUGCCAGACCGACGCUGGCUAUUUUUCUGUGGAAACAAGGCACUGCAUCAUUUGCCUGGAAAGCUGGCUGAAUGAAAAUCAACGGAAGGAUCCGGAUUUCCUUGCUCGCAUUUUCCUUCGUUCCGGAGCUCGACAGAGAGUUCGUACUUGUGCGCAUAAUCCAGCCUAUGAUCCUCAGUACCGCUCAAAGUGCUACAGACGGAUAACAGAGCAUGAUAAGAAUCCGAGUAGCUCAAAAAGGUCAUGCGAUUUAGCCGAGGAAGUGCGGCGCAGCAACCAUGCUCGAGCGAAAAUGAUGGGUUAUGAAAAAUAUGAUAUGUACAUUAUCAACCCACUUUUCGGCACAGGGCUCCAGUACAAUGCCAGUAGUGAGGUCAGGUAUUUCGCUAAAGGGGCAACGCUUCGAGAAAGCUCAUCGUCCUCGUCGAGUUCAAGUGGCGAGUGCUGGCCGGAGAAGUAUCCCUUGCAUAAAGCUGCAUACGAUAAUAAUGUGGCCGAAAUCAGACGACUGUUGGCUCGUGGUAUGAAAGUAAAUGAGAUGGAUAGUGCUUCCUGGACACCUCUGCAUUAUUGUGCUUUCUAUAAUAACUUGAAAUCGAUGGAGGAUGUGCGAGAUUGUACUGGGCGACGACCAAUAGACGUAUGUGAUUGCGUUCCCAAGGAUGAUUAUCAGAAGGUGGCGAAAUUAUUACGUGCCUGGAAACGACUCGAUAAAAUACAGGUUGAGCUGAUGGAUGGUGGCAAUGCGCAGUUAUUACUUAGCAGCGGACAGGAUACAACAGCGGGACAGCUGCAUGCGGAAAUGUGCAAGGAACUAAAGUUUAAUGAAGACAGUGGACGGCUGUUUGCAAUAUGGAUUUGCUCAGAUCGUUUGAGUUUGCAGCUGAAAUCGGAACAUAAGAUAUUACAACACAUGAACAAAUGGAAGAGUAAAAUAGCAAAGUUUGGUAGCGACGAAACUGAUGCUCACGAUAAUGAUGCGCCAAGGAUUUUCUUUCGGCGAGAUGCUCGACUUACUUUACGCGAUGAAAAGCAGGUGGAGAUGACUCCGAUGGCACUCUCUCUUCUUUACGAGGAAUGUCGCCAGAACUACCUAAGUGGUCUCUAUCCCUGUUCCAGUCGCGACGUUCAUUCGCUUGCUGCUAUCAUGCUGCACAUCAUCCACGGCAGUGCAUUUCAACUCAAGUUAGUCUUCUACAUUUUUCUGGCCUAG
Messenger RNA from Gongylonema pulchrum, 1251 nucleotides. Lineage: Eukaryota; Metazoa; Nematoda; Chromadorea; Rhabditida; Gongylonematidae. The record is from the annotation of a GenBank genome assembly.